Messenger RNA from Adineta steineri, 1464 nucleotides. The record is from the annotation of a GenBank genome assembly. NCBI's taxonomy places the organism in Eukaryota, Metazoa, Rotifera, Eurotatoria, Adinetida, Adinetidae.
AUGGAUAAGGAAUGUUCGAAGGCCUAUAUAUUAUGUCCAGCAGUAUUCAAUCAAUGUAAAUGGUCAGGAAGUCGUAAUGAACUUAAUCAUCAUUUGAAAACAUGUAUAUAUACAAUUCGACCACCGCCAGUUAAAGAAAAUAUAUGUCGUAAGAAGCAACUUUCCGUACAGGUUAAACCCGAGUAUAGUCAAUGUACACAAUGUGGAAAUACGACAAUCAAAACCAGUGACUUGGAAUAUCAUAUGCGUGGAGAAUGUCCGAAGACUCAUAUAUUAUGUAAAGCAGUGUCCAAUAAAUGUACAUGGUCAGGAUGUCGUGAUGAACUUAAUGAUCAUUUGAAAACAUGUGCAUAUACGAUUCGACCACCGUCAGAUGAAGAAAUUACAUUUUGCGAUGAGGAAAUUUCCAUACAGGCGAAACCGGACGACACAGGAUGUAAACAAUGUGGAAACACGACGAUCAAAACCAAAGCCUUGAAAUAUCAUAUGCGUGCAGAGUGUCCGAAGACCCCUAUAUUAUGUCCAGCAGUAUCCAACCAGUGUACAUGGUCAGGAUAUCGUGAUGAACUUAAUGAUCAUUUGAAAACAUGUGCAUAUAAGAUUCGACGACCACGAGUUAUCGAAAUUAUAUCUCGUAAUGAGCACCUUUCCACACAGGUUGAUCAAUACAAAGAUCGAAUAAAAAAAUUGGAAAUCGAAGCUGUAGAAGCGAAUAAAACUAUCGCACGCCUUCAAGAACAAUGUAACGAAUACGAGGAUCGAAUCAAGCAAUUAAUCAAUGAAAGUAAAGGAUUAGUACCAUAUCGAAAUGUCGAACUACAAGAUUUUAUUGAAAAGUGUCAACUACGUUUGACAGUGGAUUUACGAUCGCGAAGAUUAAAUGAUCGAGAUAUGGAGAUAGUUGUUGACGAAGCAAUGAAUAAAAAACAAUGUAAACGAUUAUUAUUGGAUCAAAACAAGAUUUCAUUUGAAGGAGCAUCAAUCAUAGCUGAUGGAUUAAAAGAUAAUACUACAUUAGAAACACUUAAUUUAGAAAAGAAUUCAAUUGGUGAUAAAGGUGUAAAAUCCUUGAGUAAUGUACUCUUAACAAAAAAUUCGACUCUUCAACGACUCGAUAUUAAUGAAAAUAAUAUUACUAAUACAGGUGCACAAUAUCUUGCUGAAUUGUUAAAAAUAACAACAAAUUUAACCUGGUUGGCAUUACAUACAAAUGAUAUUGGUGAUCAAGGAAUUGAAUUAUUAGCUAAUACACUUGCUUAUUAUAAUCGUCAUCUCCAAGUAUUAGAUCUUUGUUUCAAUAAAUCAGUAACCGACAAAUCUGUAGAAUCACUCAUAACAAUGGUUAAACACAAUCGAUCGUUGAAACGAUUUCAUAUGUAUGGUUGCAAUUUGUCUGAAUCGGGCAGAGAUCGAAUACGUCUAGAAGCAAAAUCAAAUACCAUUUUACAAUUAUUAGAAAUAUGA